AUGUUUGUAGGUCUAUGGUAUAAUCGACCUAUGUUUAGUCCAUGUGCAUCGUGGAAUCCAGACGCGACUACUUUUGCAAAUCAAAGUACAUUUGGCUCCCACACUCAUGGGAUCUUUAUCGAUACAUACAAUACUCUCUACGCAGGUAGCGGGUCCAACAGUUUCGUUAAAGUAUGGCCCAAUGGUAGUUCAACUGCCACAAGAACUAUUCAAGGUGGCCUGUCUGGGCCAUACAGUUUAUUUGUUGCAAUGAAUGGUGAUAUUUAUAUUGACAAUGGCGCGUCUAAUGGUCAAGUCGAUAAGUGGAUAUUAAAUGCUACGAACGGAACACGAGUAAUGAAUAUUAGUGCAUCAUGUUAUGGUCUCUUUAUUGACACGAAUAACACAUUAUACUGUUCCUUAGCUAACUUAAACAAAGUAUUGAAAGUUGAUCUCACCAGUGUUUCAAGCACACAAGUGAUGAUCGCUGGAAAUGGUUCAAGUGGAUCGACAUCAUUGUUGCUUAAUUCUCCUUUUGGAAUCUAUGUUGAUACAGACUUCACUUUGUAUGUAGCAGAUUCUAAUAAUGAUAGAAUUCAACGAUUUCGGUUCGGUGAGUUGAAUGGUAUAACGAUAGCAGGAGCUACGGCAUCGGGAACCAUUACACUCAAUAAUCCAAAUGGUAUUGUGCUUGAUAGAAACGGAUAUCUAUUUAUCAUGGAUACUGGCAAUUAUCGUAUUGUUGCAUCGAGUUCUGCUGGAUUUCGAUGUGUGGCUGGGUGUUCAGGUCAUAAUGGAUCAACAGUAGACACAUUAUACUAUCCUCGUUACAUGGCAUUCGAUACAUAUGGCAAUAUGUUCGUGAGCGAUGAUAUCAACGGCAGGAUUCAAACAUUUUAUCUUCAGUCUAACUCUUGCCGAAUUAUUGGUUAUUUAAAAACGGAAUAA
This is a messenger RNA of Adineta steineri, 927 nucleotides long. The record is from the annotation of a GenBank genome assembly. Lineage: Eukaryota; Metazoa; Rotifera; Eurotatoria; Adinetida; Adinetidae.